GCGCGAUGCCCUCUUCCUCGGGAUUGGUCGGCAGCACGACCACAACCGCUACAUGAAGUCCGUCAAGGUGAUCUUUGAUGAGGACGGGCUGAAAACCAUCUCGCCGCCUGAGAAGGACAAGGACCACAUCAGGGAGAACAUUCUGGAGCUGCGCAAGACUCUGCAUCGGUUCGCCUACCAGCACAAGACGGUGAAGAAGUUGGAGCAGCACAUGAUCGACAUUUUGAUGCUUUUCAACAAGCAUGCCACCGUGACUGGAACCAACAACCGCCGAAUGAGCAUCGCCGAAGCUGCCCUUGAAGUCGACCUCGUGGCAUACCCGAAGCUCACGGACAUGCUGGUGGAGACCAGGCUGCUGGAAGCAGAGGAAGAAGGCCUCAAAGAAGCCUGCCAGUUGUAUCAGAAGACCUUCAUCCAGAGGAAGCUGAUGAGAAACGUCCUGAUCUGGUGGCUACCUCCUGCAGAGGAAGUGGCACAGCGCCUUCCCACCACGCAGCAGUUCCUUCGUGAGAUGUGGGAGCUUUACGACCAAUCCGGCCCAUCAAGGCCAUCCAAAGACUUUGCCAGAGACGAAGUGCGAUGCGUAGAUGCGAAGCUCCACUACGGCAUGAAGCAGGUGGACCCGAUCAAGAAGAUUGUCUUCCACGACAAGCAAGGUCAGCCACGCCUUUUUGAGGAUCAUGACGCGAACCCCCUGCGUCAGAAGUUUUUUGUGCUCUGGAGCCCCCCCGACGAGUUGGAGCAAACGGACGUGCCGCAAAGGCUGUCCAUGGCAGCCAUGGGUGUGGCAUCGACGUACACUACGGAGCCUGAGACCACGCCCGUCUCUCCGCUUCGGCGCAAGAGCAGGUCCGGUGACCUCGAGGCGUCGCCGCCGCCUUCCACACCCAAGGUCCGGCUUCGGCAGAAGAGGCAGCUGCAGGUGGAGUCCUCCUAUCCUGUGAACACGGAGAUCUUCGAGAGGAAGCCGGCUUGA
Messenger RNA from Symbiodinium necroappetens, 976 nucleotides. NCBI's taxonomy places the organism in Eukaryota, Dinophyceae, Suessiales, Symbiodiniaceae. The record is from the annotation of a GenBank genome assembly.